Anopheles gambiae (African malaria mosquito) is the source of this 2466-nucleotide messenger RNA. RefSeq names its product E3 SUMO-protein ligase ZBED1-like. Bases 1 to 1803 code for a protein of 600 amino acids. The transcript has a single exon. NCBI's taxonomy places the organism in Eukaryota, Metazoa, Arthropoda, Insecta, Diptera, Culicidae. Gene Ontology annotation, molecular function: protein dimerization activity; DNA binding. The record is from RefSeq and is a predicted model, not a curated record.
AUGGCACUCCCAACCAGCGAUGUAUGGCUGCAUUACGUGAAAUCUGAAGGUGGAGGUAAAUGUCGUUACUGCCAACAGGUAGUGUCGUACACUAAGGGCUCAACAUCUAACUUGAAACGGCAUCUCAGUCGUAAACAUCCUACUGUUCCGUUGCAUAGAAAUAACCCUCCAUCGACAACUGAUUCUGAAUUAGAUUCACCGUUGGAAUGUACCUCAGCAGAAAGAAACGUGAGCAGCCCGCUGGCCAAUUAUUUCCCAUCCAAUAAGGCUAUGAGCGCAGAAUCGAAGAAAAAAAUUGAUACUCUAUUGCUUUUAAUGAUAUGUAAAGAGUAUCAACCGUUUUCUGUAGUAGAAAACGAGUAUUUUGCGCGUUUUGUUAAGGCUUUAAACCCUAAAUACGUUCUACCUACAAGAAAGAGUAUUUCAAACGGUGCGUUACCAGCGCUUUAUAACGAUACGCUCAAAGUCGUGCAAACCAACUUACUCACAGCAUCAACAAUUUCUUUAACUGCUGAUUGUUGGACAAGUAUCAAUAAUGAUAGUUUUUGUGCAGUUACAGCACAUUAUAUUAACAGUAAAUACGAACUGUGUUCACAGUUAUUAGAUUGCUCUGAGUUUUGCAAAAGUCACACCGGGAAGAAUGUAGCUGAUUUGAUCACGAAUAUAACUGACUCCUUUAAUAUUACCAGCAAAUUAGUCACUUUGGUUACAGAUAACGCUAGCAAUAUGCUAUCAGCUGCAACACUUUUAAAUAUUUCUCAUCUCCCGUGUGGUGCCCAUACCUUAAAUUUAGUAGUUAAAGAUGCACUUCCUAAGAUUUCGUCUACAUUAGAGAAAGUUAAAAAUGUAGUCAUGCACUUCAAAAAAAGCUCAAAAGCUGCCAAUAAGCUUUCUGAAAUGCAAACGAGUUUAAAUCACCCUGAACUAAAACUAAAACAAGAUUGUCCCACUCGAUGGAAUUCCACGUACGACAUGUUAGAUCGUAUUAAACAAAAUAGGAUCCCACUAGCAUCGUGUAUUGCCACACUGAAAAUCAAAUCCAAGCUAGAUGAAGACGAUUGGUGCAUCAUAGAACAGGCUACCAAAAUCUUGAAGCUUUUUAACACAGUUACCGUCGAAAUUAUGGCGGAAAAAACAGUGACAAUUUCAAUAAUGGGGUUUUUAACUAGGUCCUUAUUGCAAAAAAUGAAGGAAAAAAGAGAGAAAGAAAUCUUUCAUGAAAAGGUAGCUGAACUAGUAGACGUACUAAUAGUUGGACUUGAAGACAGGUUUGAGGCAACAAAUAAUUUAGAAAUUGUGUCAUGCGGGAUUUUCCUAGACCCAAGAUUUAAAAAAGUAGGAUUUUUGGGAAACAAUGCGCAAUACCAAGACACAUACGAAAAAAUAAUUCAAAAGAUGCUUCCACAUUAUAACACUAAUAGCAUUGAUAGACUCGAGGAAAGCGAUAACGGUAGCGAUAGUGAUGAGGAUAUUUGGCAACCAUUAAAAAAAGUUCGCAAUACAGAACAUUCAAUCAGUCCUUCUAGAAUUCUUGCCGCGAUUGAACUGGAUCGCUAUUUGUCUGAACAAAAUCUACAGGUAAAAUGCGAUCCAUUUAUCUGGUGGAAGGAAAGAGAAGUAGUAUAUCCUAUAUUAUCAACGCUUGCUAAAAAAUAUCUCAGUAUUCCUGCGUCUUCUGUUCCUUGUGAACGCAUAUUUUCAAAAGCAGGUUACAUCUUAACGGAGAAAAGAAAUAGGUUGACGUCAAAAAAAUUAAAAGAAAUGAUUUUUGUCCAACAUAAUUUCAAAAACCUACAACUGUAAUGAAUCAGCAUUCGAUUUGCAAAAAAUAGAGGCUCCAAUAAUCUAAAUGAGUGUUUAAGUUACUAUAGAUUUUUAAUUUUUAUUCAGGAGCAACGGUCCGAAAAGACCGUAUUGCUUGAAGUAUAGAAUUUUAUAAUAGAUAAGAAAAUGUGAAUAACUUUUGAACCAAAUUUUGUAAAUUAAUUUAUAGGUGAUUAUAGCAUCAUGAAUUAGCAGUGAACGUAUGAAUGACUUGAAACGUCUAAUAUAUAAUGUAAAUAUAGUUUUAAGUUAGAAACUUAUAGUAUGUUAUGAUGAGUUUACGAAAAGAAAAGAAAACGAAAUUAAACAAAAGGUAUUGUUCGUAUUUCACUGCAAAGUUAAAAUUCCGUCAAAUUGACUGGUACCGUAAACCUAGUGUUAAUCAACAACUAAUAAGAUUCUUACAUUUGUACUAUUUUGAUUUCUAAAGCUACGCACGUCUCUAAUUAUGAACACAGUUAUCAAGUCGUACGACUUUAAUAACAUGGCCUUUAUAGGUUCGAUUCCUUACCUCUUUUGUUCCGGGUUCCGGGUAAGCUCUUUUGUUGCCAGUAUACUAAGAGGUUUCAUGAACACUCCAAACAUUUUUGGGAAGCCAUACUAGCCGGAGGUGCAUGCAAAGCAAUGACGGAAAAAGUAAAA